Messenger RNA from Acaulospora colombiana, 129 nucleotides. NCBI's taxonomy places the organism in Eukaryota, Fungi, Glomeromycota, Glomeromycetes, Diversisporales, Acaulosporaceae. The record is from the annotation of a GenBank genome assembly.
AUGAACGGUCAAAAUUCGUACCGAUCUUUCCCAAUUAAUGCGCCCAAGGAAUUUCGACAAGUGCUUUUAACCGAAAGCGGUAGCAAUCACGAUGAACAGAGGCAUCUUUUUUUGCCAUACAAAUCAAAG